Fusarium keratoplasticum is the source of this 1212-nucleotide messenger RNA. RefSeq names its product S-adenosylmethionine synthase. NCBI's taxonomy places the organism in Eukaryota, Fungi, Ascomycota, Sordariomycetes, Hypocreales, Nectriaceae. The transcript is spliced from 3 exons. Gene Ontology annotation, molecular function: ATP binding; methionine adenosyltransferase activity. Bases 1 to 1212 code for a protein of 403 amino acids. Gene Ontology annotation, biological process: S-adenosylmethionine biosynthetic process. Gene Ontology annotation, cellular component: cytosol. The record is from RefSeq and is a predicted model, not a curated record.
AUGUCUGCUACCAACGGCACCAACGGCGUCCACGCCGAGCUUUCCAGCUGGAAGCACUACAACGAGGGAUCUUUCCUCUUCACCUCCGAGUCCGUCGGCGAGGGCCACCCCGACAAGAUCGCUGAUCAGGUUUCGGACGCCAUUCUCGAUGCCUGCCUGCGGGAGGACCCCCUCUCCAAGGUUGCUUGCGAGACUGCCACCAAGACCGGUAUGAUCAUGGUCUUUGGCGAGAUCACCACCAAGGCCAAGCUCGACUACCAGAAGGUCGUCCGUGAGGCCAUCAAGGACAUCGGCUACGAUGACUCCGAGAAGGGCUUCGACUACAAGACCUGCAACCUGCUCGUCGCCAUUGAGCAGCAGUCCCCCGAUAUCGCUCAGGGUCUUCACUACGAGGAGGCCCUUGAGAAGCUCGGUGCCGGUGACCAGGGUAUCAUGUUCGGCUAUGCCACCGACGAGACCCCUGAGCUCUUCCCCCUGACCCUCCUCUUCGCCCACAAGCUCAACGCUGCCAUGUCCGCUGCCCGCCGCGACGGCUCCCUCCCCUGGCUCCGACCCGACACCAAGACCCAGGUCACCAUCGAGUACCGCCACGACAACGGCGCUGUCGUUCCCCAGCGCGUCCACACCGUCGUCGUCUCUGCCCAGCACUCUCCCGAUAUCACCACCGAGGCCCUCCGAAAGGAGAUCAAGGAGAAGAUCAUCAAGCAGGUCAUCCCCGCCAAGUACCUUGAUGACAACACCAUCUACCACAUUCAACCCUCUGGCCUCUUCAUUAUUGGUGGCCCCCAGGGUGAUGCUGGUCUGACCGGCCGCAAGAUCAUUGUCGACACCUACGGUGGCUGGGGUGCCCACGGUGGUGGUGCCUUCUCCGGCAAGGACUUCUCCAAGGUCGACCGAUCUGCCGCCUACGUCGGCCGAUGGAUCGCCAAGUCUCUGGUCAACGCUGGCCUCUGCCGACGUGCCCUUGUCCAGCUCUCGUACGCCAUUGGUGUCGCCGAGCCCCUCUCCAUCUACGUCGACUCCUACGGCACCUCCGAGAAGACCUCUGAGGAGCUCGUCCAGAUCAUCCGGGACAACUUCGACCUCCGACCUGGUGUCAUCGUCCGUGAGCUCAACCUGGACCAGCCCAUCUACCUCCAGACGGCCAAGAACGGUCACUUCGGUACCAACCAGAGCUUCAGCUGGGAGCAGCCCAAGGAGCUCAAGUACUAA